AAGAAAAAGAAAUAAUUCGGUACUCUAUGCACAUAACCUAUUUUUUCUCAAUCUUAACACAAUAUAACCUACAAGUUUUAUUAAUUCAUGACGUUCAUGUGUUUUUCUUAGUUUAUUAUAAUUUUUAAAAAGUUCCAAACAUGGGUAAAGCAAAGAAAACGAGAAAAAUCGCAGAGAAACGAUUUGCUAAAAUGAAGACAAUGAUUAGUCCUAGUGAUGCAAGGAUCAAAGCAGAGAAAAGAGCACAACCGAAGAAAACUAAACCAGAAGAUCCAUAUAAAAUUAAAUUAAAUGAAGCACCUCAAGCUAGUUCAGCUCUAUACUUCCAAUAUAACACACAGUUGGGGCCACCGUAUCAUAUAUUGUUGGAUACCAAUUUCAUUAAUUUUUCUAUUAGAAAUAAGUUGGAUAUUAUACAAAACAUGAUGGACUGCUUGUAUGCAAAAUGCAUCCCUUACAUAUCUGAUUGUGUGUUGGCUGAGCUCGAAAAAUUAGGCUCAAAGUACAAAGUAGCUCUGAAAAUUAUUAAAGAUUAUAGGUUUGAAAGGUUGGCUUGUACACAUAAAGGUACUUAUGCUGAUGACUGCAUUGUUCAGAGAGUAACUCAACAUAAGUGUUACAUUGUUGCUACCAAUGAUAAAGAUCUUAAACGAAGAAUUAGAAAAAUUCCUGGAGUUCCUAUCAUGUACGUUUCUCAACAUAGAUAUACGAUCGAAAGAAUGCCUGAUGCCUAUGGCGCGCCAAAAACAUAGUGUCUCUUUUUCAAAUUUAUAAUUAAGUGGCAAAUCUGUAAAAACUUUUUAUAAUUAUUUUAAUUUUAAGUUAUUUGAGUUAAUAAAAUACAUUUAUAGAA
Messenger RNA from Harmonia axyridis, 853 nucleotides. It is a transcript of the gene Bka, whose product is annotated as rRNA-processing protein FCF1 homolog. The record is from RefSeq and is a predicted model, not a curated record. NCBI's taxonomy places the organism in Eukaryota, Metazoa, Arthropoda, Insecta, Coleoptera, Coccinellidae. Gene Ontology annotation, cellular component: small-subunit processome; nucleolus. Bases 141 to 752 code for a protein of 203 amino acids. The transcript has 2 exons.